AUGAACCACUCGCCACUCAAGACCGCGCUGGCGUACGAAUGCUUCCAGGACCAGGACAACUCCACGCUGGCUUUGCCCUCCGAUCAAAAGAUGAAGACCGGCACGUCGGGCAGGCAGCGUGUGCAGGAGCAGGUGAUGAUGACUGUCAAACGACAGAAGUCCAAGUCUUCGCAGUCGUCCACCCUGAGCCACUCCAACCGAGGUUCCAUGUAUGACGGGCUGGCUGACAACUACAACAACUACGGGACCACAAGCAGAAGCAGCUACUUCUCCAAGUUCCAGGCGGGGAACGGCUCAUGGGGAUAUCCGAUCUACAAUGGGACCCUCAAGCGGGAGUCUGACAACAGGCGCUUCAGCUCCUAUAGCCAGAUGGAGAACUGGAGCCGGAACUAUCCCCGCGGAAGCUGUGCCACCACAGGCGCUGGCAGCGACAUCUGCUUCAUGCAAAAAAUCAAGGCGAGCCGCAGUGAGCCCGACCUCUACUGUGACCCGAGGGGCACGCUGCGCAAGGGCACGCUGGGCAGCAAGGGCCACAAGACCACCCAGAACCGCUACAGCUUUUACAGCACCUGCAGCGGUCAGAAGGCCGUCAAGAAGUGUCCCGUGCGACCGCCCUCCUGCACCUCCAAGCAGGACCCAGUGUAUGUGCCGCCUAUCUCCUGCAACAAGGACCUGUCCUUUGGCCACUCAAGGGCCAGUUCCAAAAUCUGCAGCGAAGACAUUGAGUGCAGUGGGCUGACCAUCCCCAAGGCUGUGCAAUACCUGAGCUCCCAGGAUGAGAAGUACCAGGCCAUCGGGGCCUAUUAUAUCCAGCAUACCUGCUUCCAGGACGAAUCUGCCAAGCAACAGGUCUUUCAGCUGGGGGGCAUCAGCAAGUUGGUAGACCUCCUCCGCAGCCCCAAUCAGAACGUCCAGCAGGCUGCUGCUGGGGCCCUGCGCAACCUGGUGUUCAGGAGCGCCAACAACAAGCUGGAGACCAGAAGGCAGAAUGGGAUCCGUGAGGCUGUCAACCUCCUGAGGAGAAGCGGGAGCACGGAGAUCCAGAAACAGCUGACUGGACUACUCUGGAACCUGUCCUCCACUGACGAGCUGAAGGAGGAGCUGGUGGCCGAUGCCCUCCCUGUUCUGACUGACCGAGUCAUCAUUCCGUUCUCCGGCUGGUGUGAUGGCAACAGCAACAUGUCCCGGGACGUGGUGGACCCCGAGGUCUUCUUCAACGCCACGGGCUGCUUGAGGAACCUGAGCUCUGCUGAUGCUGGCCGCCAGACCAUGCGGAACUACUCUGGGCUCAUUGACUCCCUCAUGGCCUAUGUCCAGAACUGUGUGGCUGCCAGCCGCUGUGAUGACAAGUCUGUGGAGAACUGCAUGUGUAUCCUGCAUAACCUCUCCUACCGCCUGGACGCCGAGGUGCCCACCCGCUACCGCCAACUGGAGUACAACGCUCGCAACACCUACACCGAGAAGUCCUCCACCGGCUGCUUCAGCAACAGGGGAGACAAGAUGAUGAACAAUAACUACGACUGCCCCCUUCCCGAGGAGGAGAGCAACCCCAAGGGCAGCAGCUGGCUGUACCACUCAGAUGCCAUCCGCACCUACCUGAACCUCAUGGGCAAGAGCAAGAAGGAUGCAACCCUGGAGGCCUGUGCUGGGGCCCUGCAGAACCUGACGGCCAGCAAGGGGCUGAUGUCCAGUGGUAUGAGCCAGUUGAUUGGGCUAAAGGAAAAGGGCUUGCCACAAAUCGCCCGGCUCCUGCAAUCUGGCAAUUCAGAUGUGGUGCGGUCCGGGGCCUCUCUGCUGAGCAACAUGUCCCGCCACCCUGUGCUGCACAGAAUGAUGGGAAACCAGGUGUUUCCAGAGGUAACCAGACUCCUCACCAGCCACACUGGCAAUACCAGCAACUCUGAAGACAUCUUGUCCUCGGCUUGCUACACCGUGAGGAACCUGAUGACCUCACAGCCGCAGAUGGCCAAGCAGUACUUCUCCAGCAGCAUGAUCAACAAUGUCUUCAACCUGUGUCGCAACAGUGCCUCACCCAAGGCUGCAGAGGCUGCCCGGCUACUCCUGUCUGACAUGUGGGCCAGCAAGGAGCUGCAAGGUGUCCUCAGGCAGCAAGGUUUCGAUAGGAACAUGUUGGGAACCAUAGCUGGGGCCAACAGCCUCAGAAACUUCACCUCCCGGUUCUAAGAAGAGACUAUCCAAGCAAGUUCACCUUGCAGGAAGACACAACCCAGCUCGG
This is a messenger RNA of Chionomys nivalis (European snow vole), 2236 nucleotides long. RefSeq names its product plakophilin 1 (gene Pkp1). Gene Ontology annotation, molecular function: cadherin binding. The record is from RefSeq and is a predicted model, not a curated record. The coding region runs from base 1 to 2184 and encodes 727 amino acids. The transcript has 14 exons. Gene Ontology annotation, biological process: cell-cell adhesion; cell-cell junction assembly; intermediate filament bundle assembly. NCBI's taxonomy places the organism in Eukaryota, Metazoa, Chordata, Mammalia, Rodentia, Cricetidae. Gene Ontology annotation, cellular component: nucleus; adherens junction; plasma membrane.